GUUCCGUCCUGACGCUCUCAGCUGUACGUGACAUAUUAAAGAGGCUGGAGCAUCGCUAGGCUCCGGCUAGUGUGUUCAACGCAGAGCCGAAGAAGAGCAACGACGCGUCGGGUCGCACGCCGGGAGCACAGAGAUGGCCAAGCCGCUGACAGACCAAGACAGGAGGAAGCAGAUCUCGGUGCGGGGCCUGGCCGGGGUGGAGAACGUUGCGGACCUAAAAACUAACUUCAACCGGCACCUCCAUUUCACUCUGGUCAAGGACCGGAAUGUGGCCACCAAACGGGACUACUACUUCGCUUUGGCAAACACGGUCCGAGAUCACCUGGUGGGCCGCUGGAUCCGAACGCAGCAGCAUUACUACGAGAAGGACCCCAAACGCGUCUACUACCUCUCCUUGGAGUUUUACAUGGGCCGUACUCUGCAGAACACCAUGGUGAACCUGGCCUUGGAGAACGCCUGCGAUGAAGCCACAUACCAGCUGGGUUUGGACAUGGAGGAGCUGCAGGACAUUGAAGAAGAUGCUGGCCUAGGCAAUGGAGGCCUUGGACGCCUGGCUGCUUGUUUCCUGGACUCCAUGGCAUCUCUGGGUCUGGCUGCUUAUGGAUAUGGCAUCCGGUAUGAGUUUGGCAUUUUCAACCAGAAAAUUGUCAACGGCUGGCAGGUGGAAGAAGCAGAUGACUGGCUGCGUUAUGGGAAUCCCUGGGAGAAGGCUCGGCCCGAGUACAUGCGCCCUGUCCACUUCUAUGGCCACGUGGAGCACACAGCUGAUGGAGUGAAGUGGGUUGACACGCAGGUGGUUCUGGCUCUUCCCUAUGACACUCCAGUCCCCGGCUACAGAAACAACAUAGUUAAUACGAUGAGGCUGUGGUCUGCAAAGGCGCCCUGUGACUUUAACCUGAAAGACUUUAAUGUUGGAGGCUACAUUCAAGCUGUGCUCGAUAGAAACCUUGCUGAGAACAUCUCCAGAGUGCUCUACCCCAACGACAACUUCUUUGAAGGGAAGGAGCUGCGUCUGAAGCAGGAAUACUUUGUCGUAGCUGCAACUCUUCAGGACAUCAUCCGUCGAUUCAAAGCCUCAAAGUUUGGCUCCACAGAGUUUGUGCGGUUAGAUCUUUCCACACUGCCAAACAAGGUGGCCAUCCAGCUGAAUGACACCCACCCUGCUCUGGCCAUUCCUGAACUGAUGAGGCUGCUGGUGGACAUUGAGAAAGUGCCCUGGGAGAAGGCCUGGGACAUCGUGAUCCGAACCUGUGCCUACACCAACCACACCGUGCUGCCUGAGGCACUGGAGCGCUGGCCCGUGGACCUCUUCCAAAAUCUGUUGCCUCGACACCUCGAGAUCAUUUACGAGAUCAACAGGAGGCACCUGGAGCGCAUCUCGAAGCUUUACCCAGGGGACACUGACCGCAUAUGUAGAAUGUCCCUGAUUGAGGAAGGAGAUGUGAAGAAAAUCAACAUGGCUCAUCUUUGUAUUGUGGGCUCUCACGCAGUCAACGGAGUGGCCCGUAUCCACUCAGAUAUCAUCAAAAACACUGUGUUCAAGGAUUUUUACGAGGUUGACCCUCAGAAGUUUCAGAACAAGACCAACGGUAUCACCCCCAGGCGCUGGCUGGUCAUGUGCAACCCCGGUCUGGCUGAGGUCAUCGCUGAGAAAAUUGGAGAGGAUUACAUCCGUGACCUGGACCAGCUGAAGAAGCUUCUGGAGUUUGUGAAUGAUGACGCUUUCAUCCGGGACGUAGCCAAAAUCAAACAAGAGAACAAGAUGAAGCUUGCAGCGCAUCUUGAAGCGCAAUACAAGGUGAAGAUCAACCCCAGCUCCAUGUUUGAUGUGCAGGUGAAGAGGAUCCACGAGUAUAAAAGGCAGCUACUCAACUGCCUGCAUAUCAUCACACUGUACAACCGCAUUAAGAAUGAGCCCAACAAGCCGUGGACACCCAGAACAAUCAUGAUUGGAGGAAAGGCUGCUCCAGGUUACCACACUGCCAAGAUGAUCAUCAAGCUGAUCACGUCCAUCGGAGAUAUCGUUAAUAAUGACCCCGUGGUGGGAGAUCGCCUUAAAGUCAUCUUCCUGGAGAACUACCGCGUCACACUGGCUGAGAAGAUCAUCCCUGCAGCUGACCUGUCUGAGCAGAUUUCCACAGCAGGUACUGAGGCCUCGGGCACAGGGAACAUGAAGUUCAUGCUGAACGGCGCCCUCACCAUUGGCACCAUGGAUGGUGCCAACGUGGAAAUGGCAGAGGAGGCUGGAGAGGAGAAUCUGUUCAUCUUUGGUAUGAGGGUGCACGAUGUGGAGGCUCUGGAUAAGAAGGGCUAUGACGCCGUUUCCUACUAUAACCGUGUCCCCGAGCUGAAGCAGGCAGUGGACCAGAUAGCAGGAGGCUUCUUCAGCCCCAGCCAGCCUGGCCUCUUCAAAGACCUCGUGAACAUGCUGAUGCACCAUGACAGGUUCAAGGUGUUUGCUGACUACGAAGACUACAUCAGAUGUCAGGAGAGAGUCAGCGCGCUCUACAAGAACCCUAAAGAGUGGACCAAGAUGGUGAUUCACAACAUUGCUGGCUGUGGAAAAUUCUCCAGUGACCGCACCAUUUCUGAGUAUGCCCGGGAGAUCUGGGGAAUGGAGCCCAGUCUGGCGAAGAUCGCUGCUCCGGAUGACCCACGCUAAACCAAACUCCCUUCGUCCGUAGCUCAGCACGUGGUACGGCAGCCAGAGACAAACCCUGUAGCUUCUCACUGUGCACUGUGGCAUUAUUUCUUUACAGUAAUGAUCCCUGUACAACCUCAACCACUUCCAGUUCACCCUGUGCUAACUCGAGCUGAAAUGGUCCACUAUGGAUGUGUGACAAAUUAAAGGAAAAAGCAGAACCUGCCACUCCCCUACUGAGGGCUGUGGAGGUAUUUUGCCUCCAUGGUUUUGAUCCACUUUUCUCUUUUUAAAGGGAAAGAUUGUUGCGGAUCCUGAAAAGAGUGGGAAUGUGUUUUGGAAGGAUGGUCUGCCAUUAGUCCAUUUCCAGAGAGUGGGAAUCAAUGCCAAAGAUUAAGGCUGUUGAGGUCCCCUUAAUAAAUUAUUUCAUCACUUGUUUUUCCUUUAACUUGUUACAUGUCUUUAUUCUUCUUUCUUCACCAGUAGCAUUUGUAUUACUUGUACAAGUACUACUAGGCACUGAGCUGUUUUAUGUAAAGUGAAAACUGUAGUACUGUUCCUUUUUAUUAUUUUUACCACUAGUAGUACUUGUACUCCACUAACUGCAGAUUAUGAGAAAACUGGGAAUGUUUUUGGUCACUACAGGAUAAUUGAGGCCUGUCUUUAACAAGAGCUAGACUACAUUCCCCUCCUUCCAAAAGCCAGCAGAACUGCAGAUAAGCCUGAGUCCUGUCACUGUUCCUAACCAGUCACGUCUUCCAUGGAAGAGUGUAGCCUCCUAGCGGUACUGUAACUAAAAAGCAUGUACCCAUGUUUCAGCACAUGAAUAUUUCACGUUCACUGUCCAGCUGCUUGUCCAGUGUUUUACGAUGUUAGCUGAAUGUAUUCAUUUGUGUGUUUAUUAUAGUUGAAGUAGCUGUGAUAUCCUCUCAGCAUGUGUUGUCUUUGUGCUGUAGUCUGUUAGACAUUGAUGGUGCCUACUCUUUGCAAACCUCUCUGGAACAUGUGUGUACUCUCAGCUGUAUUUGUGUGUAACAUAGCAGAGUGAUAUUAAAAAAAACCCAUUUAUCAUCAA
Molecule: messenger RNA, 3716 nt
Organism: Pelmatolapia mariae (spotted tilapia)
Lineage: Eukaryota; Metazoa; Chordata; Actinopteri; Cichliformes; Cichlidae
Product: glycogen phosphorylase, muscle form-like
Exons: 20
Coding region: 134-2662 (842 amino acids)
Biological process (GO): glycogen catabolic process
Cellular component (GO): cytoplasm
Molecular function (GO): glycogen phosphorylase activity; pyridoxal phosphate binding
Source: RefSeq, a predicted model, not a curated record